Messenger RNA from Penicillium olsonii, 1161 nucleotides. NCBI's taxonomy places the organism in Eukaryota, Fungi, Ascomycota, Eurotiomycetes, Eurotiales, Aspergillaceae. The record is from the annotation of a GenBank genome assembly.
AUGGAGGAGAAGCGGAAGCUUCCAUUCUUUCGCUCCACUAACCCAAUUGACCGCCGCCGCAAAUCCACCGUCCACUGGCAUCGCGGGCUCCGCUCAUUCCUCUACCUCGUUGCUUGGAUCUUCCUCGUCCUAGUCGUCAUUGGCAACAUCGCAGACAAGCCAGUGCUGCGAAACACCUAUUUCCUAUAUCUCGAUCUGUCCAACAUCAUCCCCGUCUCCAUCCCCAAUGCCGUCUUGAUCAACUCCAUCGCCCAGACCAUUGGUCUGCACGACUUCUACCAGGUGGGCAUGUGGAACUACUGUGAGGGGUACAAUGCCGAUGGAAUCACCCACUGCUCCAAGCCAGAGACCCUCUACGCCUUCAACCCAGUCGACAUCAUCUUGAGCGAGCUCCUGUCCGGCGCAAGUAUUGCCCUCCCCUCGGACAUCGAAGAGCCACUCAACCUAGCCCGCGUCGCCUCCCACUGGAUGUUCGGACUUCUCCUCGCCGCCGCCGUCCUGAACUUCGUCCUCAUCUUCGUGGCUCCCCUCGCCGUCUCCGCCCGACACCCCCGCUACAUCAAAGACUGGGCCGCCGGCCACAACAGCGAGAAUGGCACGACUGCCGAACCACCACACCGUCGCCGAACCUUCUUCUGGCUCCGCGCUCUACCAAUGCUCAUCCUCACAUUCUUCACAGCCCUCGUGACCAUCGUGGGCUCCGCCGUCGCAACAGUCAUGUUCGUCAUCUUCGCGAACGUCUUCGCAAACGCAGACCCAAGCAUCAACAUCAAAGCCCACGUCGGCACCCAAAUGAUGGUCUUCAUGUGGAUUGCCUCUGCCUUCUCCUUGAUCGCCUUCAUUAUCCAAAUCGGCUCCUGCUGCGCCGCCUGCUGUCGGGGCCGCAAGGCCCGUAAGCAGCUGAAGUCUCAGGGCGUGAACCCGCGUGAGAAGGGCUCCGCCCAUACCAGUGUUACUGAUUCCCCGCUGCAGCCGACAGAUCAGGCUGUGUCGUCCGGGAGAGAUGUGCACUCGGUUAGUCCUGAGGAGCGGCGGCCGAGCUCGAGUGGUCAUGCCUCCGCGAAUGGGCAUGAGCAGCACUUUGAGAGUGGGAAUGGUUAUGCGGAGCAUAACGGUGCCUACCCUCAAUAUUCAACUGAGCCCCAUGCUGUCUCGAAAUGA